This is a messenger RNA of Prionailurus viverrinus (fishing cat), 1369 nucleotides long. Its product is annotated as chymotrypsinogen A-like. Gene Ontology annotation, biological process: proteolysis. The record is from RefSeq and is a predicted model, not a curated record. The coding region runs from base 18 to 1166 and encodes 382 amino acids. Gene Ontology annotation, molecular function: serine-type endopeptidase activity. NCBI's taxonomy places the organism in Eukaryota, Metazoa, Chordata, Mammalia, Carnivora, Felidae. The transcript is spliced from 7 exons.
CUCACAUUUAUCCCAACAUGCUGAACUGCACUUGGAUUUUUUAUUCCGCAUCAGGAAAUAAAAUGAAGGCAGUGAUUAAAGACUUUACAACAGAAGAAUCUUGGAACUGUGAGUGGGAUUAUGUCAGUAUUUAUGAUGGACCAGAUCAGCAAUCAAGAUUACUUGCACAUCUAUGUGGCUCCAAGAAAGAAUUUGUCUUAAUAUCCAGUGGUGCUUACCUGACUAUCAACUUUAAGACUGAUCAGUCCGUGGGAGAAAGAGGUUUUAAACUCAUUUUGGAAGACACAGUUCAGAAGCAUUCACAAAAAAGUAAUAUGGGGACCCAAUUGCCUAUUAAUGAGGUAACAGUAGAAACCAGUCCUGGAAAACAGCCAACCCCAGACACCUGUGGAAUUCCUGGUGUUGACCCAUUUCUAAUGGAAGGGUCUAAGAGAAACACAAAUGUGCUGCCAACUAGGCUGGGGGAGCCCAGGGUGGUUGGUGGCCAUGCAGCACCUGCAAAGUCGUGGCCCUGGCUGGUCAGUCUGCAGCACCAAGGACAACAUUUCUGCGGAGGUGCUCUGAUCGCCAAGCAGUGGGUCCUGACUGCAGCGCACUGUAACUUUAGUACCAUCACAGAUGGCCUAGUAAUAGGAAGAAGUUCCCUGUCAAACAUAGGAACCGGUGAUUUGCUACCAGUAAAAGCCGUAUACACUCACCCUGGCUUCACCCAGUUCCCUCCUACUGAUGAUCUGUCUUUGCUGCGUCUGGAGAACCCUGUUGAACUAGGAGAGUUUGUAUCUCUAAUCUGUUUGCCAGGGAAAUAUGAUAAAAUUAAUUUACUUUCCAAAUGUAUGACUGCUGGAUGGGGAAUAACUGAACCAUAUCAAGACGAAUUUUCUAAAACAAUGCAGCAGGCAGCUGUACCACUGAUCAGUAGUACAUCUUGUCGAAGUUACUGGGGACUGGAUAUUAAAAACACCAAUAUAUGUGGAGGGGCUGCAGGAUCAUCCUCAUGCAUGGGAGAUUCGGGAGGCCCUCUGCAGUGUGUGCAGGACGGACAAUACAAGCUCAUCGGUAUCGUGAGCUGGGGCAGCAGUAACUGCCAGCCCACUGCACCAACAGUCUUUGCCAGAAUUUCUGCCUACAGGGACUGGAUCACAUCUGUCACUGGAGGAGAAGUGUGAUCACUAAAGAGUAGCAUGGUGGAACUCUGUUCAUAAAUGGGAAAGGAAGUACCUAACAGCAUCUCUGAAAAAUAAGUCUCUGGUCAGUGUUAAAAGACCCAGUGACCCUUCCUCCAACCCUUGUCACAGAGGAGCUUGGAUUUGGUGUGUACAUGCAUUUAAUAUUAAACAUUGAACACAGAAAGAUAAUGUUGAUUCAUGCC